Molecule: messenger RNA, 5942 nt
Organism: Clunio marinus
Lineage: Eukaryota; Metazoa; Arthropoda; Insecta; Diptera; Chironomidae
Source: the annotation of a GenBank genome assembly
AGUUUGUGAGAAACCAUCAGAGAGUGAACAGACCAAGAGUGAAAUGGAGUAGGAACGCUAAAAUUGAAAGAAAAACUCAAAGAAGUUUUUUUCUUUAAAUGAAAACAUCGGCCUUUGUGUGUGUCUCGCUAUAUUAGCGUUUAACAAUCAUCAGUUUUUUAAACCAUUACCAUCCAUCCCACUGAAGAAAAAGAUCUGGAAUAGGCAAAAACAGGAAAAUUCCAGAGCAAAGUGAUUUAAAAAGUGCAAACCAAGAAAAUAAAGGAAACAAAUUUUCAUUUUUCUUAUCGAAAUUGAAUGUUUUCCUUCCAACAACCCACAAUACACCACACAGCGCAAUUCAAAAGUUGUUUUUGAAAAGGAAAUUCGAAGAAAGUUACGUUUUUCCUAAUAAAAAUCGGAUAUAAUAGCAGGAAAACCUAAAAAGUUCAUCAGAUGUUGAAAAUUUUAAAAGAAGAAGGAGAAACCGAUAUUUAAUAUAUGCCAGAGGUCUUAAAGAACGUUUGUAAAGCUGCGAUAAAAAUAAAGUGAUUUUCUCGUUGGAAACAAGAAUUAAAUAAUAUUCCAAAGAGCACCCAAUAUUUGUUGAAAGAACCACCAUUUGAAGAUUUAAAUAAACGUAAAAAUUAUUCAAUUUUUGAGAAAAUCAUAAAAAGUAGCGAAUCUGAAAGAUAGAGAAGGAAAGAGUGUGAAAGAGAAGCUGCAGAAAAAUGGUGGAACGAAUUGUUGAAGAGGAAAAGACAUCGGAUGUUAAUUAUGAAAAGCAAGAACCGCUCACUCCAACAGUAGCGGAAGUGACUCGUUACAGCAGCGAGGAAAUGAAUUCGGGAAAUGAAUCGAACGAAGCUCGUGAAUGGACCGAACAAGAGCGACAAGCUGAUUUCAAUCGCCAUAAGGAGGAGUUGCUUAAGCGUAAACGCCGCCGAAAGAAACGUACUAGCUCAUCAAUUCAAUCAAGCUGCUUUCAAGAAUUGUAUAAAUUGACGGGAGAGAUUUUGGGUGAAGGUGCCUAUGCCUCAGUACAAACAUGUAUAAAUAUUUACACCGAUGUCGAGUGUGCCGUAAAGAUUAUCGAGAAGAUACCGGGCCAUGCCAGGGCCCGAGUUUUUCGUGAAGUUGAAACUUUCCACCAUUGUCAGGGACAUCCCAACAUUUUACAACUGAUCGAGUUCUUUGAAGAUAAGGAGAAGUUCUACUUGGUGUUUGAGAAAAUUAAUGGAGGUCCACUAUUGGCGCGCAUUCAAGAGAACAUCUGCUUUUCGGAACAUGACGCCGCACAAAUCAUGAAAGAGAUCGCAUCGGGAUUGAACUUUCUCCACAAGAAAGGCAUAGCCCAUCGUGACUUGAAGCCGGAAAACAUCCUUUGUGUAAACACUGAUACAAUCUGUCCUAUAAAAAUUUGUGAUUUUGAUCUCGGUUCGGGAAUAAACUUUACGACUGACGUCUCCGAAUCUGUUGCAACACCACAGUUGUUAACACCAGUUGGAUCGGCUGAAUUUAUGGCACCAGAAGUAGUCGAUCUAUUUGUGGGUGAACGUGAAAGCAGUUAUGAUAAGCGAUGUGAUUUGUGGUCAAUGGGAGUGAUUGCUUACAUUUUAUUAUCUGGCUAUCCGCCGUUUUCUGGCAAUUGUGAAGAAGAUUGCGGCUGGAAUCGUGGCGAAAAUUGCCAAAGAUGCCAAGAACUGUUAUUUGAGUCAAUUCGUGAAGGACGUUUUAGUUUUCCCGAGAACGAAUGGCGAGACGUAAGUGAUGAUGCAAAAGAUUUAAUUAAUCACCUGUUGGUAAAAGAAGCAUCCAAACGUCUAUCAGCUGAAGCUGUUCUUAACCAUCCCUGGAUUAAAGUCGCUGAUGAAGAUUGUGACAAUGAGAAGCGCCAUCGAGCGCUGAGAACACCAGGGAUUAUUCGAAGCAAUCAAUCAGCUCGUAAAUUAUCUCAAUUUGCUGAAUCGGCAAUGGCUGUGAAACGAGUAAUUUUACAACAAUUUUCCAUGCAACUAAACUAUAUGAACAAGGAGCGAUCUAACAUUUACCAACCAUCGGCACAACAGCAGCAAAAAAUGGCCGAUUCUAACUUUAAGAUGACAGAAAUGUUGCAUAAGAAUUCACAUCACACAGCAUCUUCUGGUAGCGAUGAUGAGCAUUAUGAGUUUAAACGUGAUAGUGAAUCAGCUGAUUCAUGCGACUCGCAUCCAACAACGUCAUCGGAUACAUCUGAUGAAGACAUUCAGACAAUUCUGGACAAUGUUUUGAUUAACAACAGCAACAAUAAUGCCAUGAAUAAUAUCAUUAAAAAAUGCGAUGAGGUACAUUCGUGCACAAAAUCAGUAGAUUCGCCUCUACAAUCACGACGACGCAAACAAUGCGAACCACUUCUCAUCAUUUGUCCAACGCCCAGUGGUUGAAAAGAAGUUUUUUCUUUCAUUUUGCUGAAAAAUUAUCAUUUCAUCUUUUUUUCAUUUCAUUUCUUUUCUUUUCGUCUUUUCUUAACCAUCCAUGUUGAGGGAAAAUUCAACUUUAAGUUAUUAUAAAUAUUAAAUUCUUUUGAAAGAACAAAAGAAGGGAUCCAAACCUCAUUCAUUGAUUUGGGAUUGAUGACAGUAUUUUGAAUGCGUUUGUAACACAUUUCUUGAUAUACGAACAUCAUUCCAAACUUACAUAAUAAUUUCGUGUUUUUUUUUUGUCAUGUUGGAGAUCGUACGGUAAUCGCAUCAAUCAGAGAAAAAUAAGGAAAAUAAGUUUAAGGAAGAACUUUGGAAGUGCUGAAUGAAACUUUCAAUAAUUUAAUGUGACAAGAUAACGAACGAUCUUCAACCGAUGAGGUUUUUCUUUCUUUAUUUCCUUAAGACACUGCAAAUUUGUCCACUUUAUUUUCCUUACAAUAAUUUUGUCUUUAAUAUUAAAAAUGCAAAGAUGAAAAAGAAAAGAUUUUAGUUUGGUGAAGAAAACAAAAAAAAUACAAAAAUAUCUACUUAAAAAAUCAUUUUCAUUUCAUGUCCCUUUUCCUUAUUAAUUUUUAAUUUAAUUUCAAUCCAAUGAAAUCUACUUUUAUACUGAGCAAAAAUAAACAAGAUGAAAAAUCUGGAAAUGCAACAACGAAAAAUAAAACCAAACAAAGAAUGUUUUUUUGAAUUAACAUAUAAAAGUUUGAUAAUUGGCACAAAAAGCAAAAACAUAAAAUAAAAUAUUAAGAAUUGGUUGAAAUGUUGAAUUUAAGGAAAAGAAAAUGUCGUAGCUGAUGAUGAAGUUUGUGGUUGAUGUCACUUCCGUUUUGAAAUCGGAAGGCUGUGAUGUAGUUAGAAACGCCCUCUACGGGUACUGCAUGAGUGAUGUAAUAACUCGUUAUCUACACAUUCAUAUGAAUUGGACUGAAAUGGGGGCGAACGCUUGGCGGGGCUUUCGAUGAAAGACUGUUAUUCUCAGGAAUAGAAUCGUGAAAAAACUUUUUUUGUACAAUUAAAGACUUUAUCGAAGGCGUCUUUUGGAAGGGUUAAUAAUUUGGGGACUAUUUUUAAUAUGGCCAUAUCAAAAUCUAUGUCAAUCAUGUUCUCCAAUUGAGUUAUCGUCAGCUACCGACAAGAAAAAAAAAAUACAAAACAAAAAUUUAUAUUAAGAAUGUGAAAAGAAAAUUGGAAAAGAAGAAAAAUGUUGUGAAUGCUCAUCCUGAAAAGGAGUAAAAAAUUUCCUUAAAAAAUCCUCCCAUGUUUCAUAAAGAGUGAUGUAAGUAGAGACAUUAACUAAUCAAAUUGCCAUUUGUUGCAUUGGAACUGUUCUUAUCUUGUAAGCGAUUUGAAGAUUUGUUUAUCCUCCAUUCUAACAAUAACAUCUUAACAAUAAUCUUAUAAAAAGAAAAAUUCUACGCGAAAUAAUUAAUAAACAAGUUAGUUGAGUAAGAAAGUAGAAAAAGAACUUUGAUGAACUUUAAGAAAGAAUGAUGCUUACGCAAAAUAUUUCGAGUCUCCUUUCUAUCCCCCAUUUGCACUUACAUAAAACAUAACUUUAAAGAAAGGAUAACAAAAUGAAGCAACAAACAACAACAAGAAAAAAAAACUUUAUAUGGAAUAUUUAUCUAUAAACUUCUCUCCCUCUUUAUCCCUCUUUGCAAAACAUUUCAAAAUCCCUCAAUUAACUACCCGUCUCCUUAAAAAAAUAUAAAAUAUAAAAAAAAAUACAAAACUUUUAUAUUAAAUGAACGCUUUAAAUGAGAAUGAUGAAGAAAUUUUUUUAUUUUAACCUUUUUUACGAGAGAAAUAAACAAAACAAAAUGAAAAAAAUUAAGAGAAAAAUAAGUGUUAAGGUCAAAAUACUUGAGGCUAAUGUCGGAUGUUGUGAGAUAUGUGAUGAGCUUUUGAGUUGGAAAGCGCCUCAUGCCAAGGACGUUAGUCGCUUCAGUACUAUACGAUACUAAGCAAUAUGUUUUGGUAUCCGAAGCAAAUAAUUCAGAUUGGCGGUUGAAAACAAUUAAACAAAAAUGAAGAUCGAAGAAAAAUAAGAAAGGGAAAUUCAUUUGUAAGUCUUUAUUAAUCCAGAUUGUUCAGUAUUUUUUCUAUUCGGAUGAAAAAAAAAGAAGAAAAAUCAUGAAACAUGAUCUUAUAAAAUUUAAAAAAAAUCAUUGAACUAAAAGCUGAUCGCCGAAAAGUUCUUCGGAAGAGCUGUUUCGUUGGAAAAGUAAUGUGAAGAAACUCAUGAAUGAGAUCAAAUGAGUCAGUUAGCCAGUGAAUGCGAUAAUAAGAAAUAAUUGUACCUUUGGAUGUGGUAUUUUAGCAGAGCGCACUCCAUGAUCAGAACGAAUAGUCAGAGAAAAGUUUUACUGACGUCUUUUAUUUACUUACUUACUUACUCUUAAAAGUAGAAAGAAAGCAAGUGAAGGAAUUCUCGAAAAGCAAUUAAUAAAAAGAAAAUGUUCUGAUCGAUAAAACUCUGUCUUAAAUCACAUUAACUUUAUUAAUUACUAUCAAGAUUAACCAACAUUAAAAUUUAUAUAUUUUUAUGUUUGAAAAGCGUUGAUUAAGAAAAUCUUAGAAACCAAACGCAUUAUCUGGAUAAAUUAUUUGAUUUUUCAUAUUAAAACAUUUGCAAUAUCCAUAAACAACAUCAAAUAAUUAGUUUCUUGAAUAUAAAUUAUUCGAUCAGUUUUAUUCAAUUGGAGAUAAUAAAAACCAAACAAAUAAAAUCCCAAAAAAUGAUAACAAAACAAAAAAAAAGUCAAAAAAUCAACUAAAAUCAUGGAAAAAAAAAUUGCAGAAAAAACAAUAAAAAAUGUUGAAAAAAGAAUUGAAAAUGAGUUUUGAUUUAGUAUUUAUGUUGUAAAAGUUUUAAUUUCAGGACUUCUUAAUGAAAAUCGAUCGUGUUGCUUGGUUAUUGUUCUCAUUAAUUAAGCUUAUUAGUUUCAGAUUGAUUAUUUGUUCAGCAAAGUGACACUUCACAAACUUGUUCGAUAAAUUAAGCACAAAUUCAAAGGGCUGUUCAUAGCUAAUUAACUAAAUUACAUAAUCAAAAUGUCUGUAAUAAUUUACUUAUUUAAGUAAACCUUUAAGGAUUUUUCAUCAGUAAUUUCUCAUUGAAUGAAAUUAAAUUUUAAUUGCAAAACUGGAACUGCUUCGUAAGAACUUAAUAAUUAAACUGCAUCUAAUUCUAUAGAAUGAUUACCUUCGUUAAAUCGACUAUAAAAUAUUUCUUAUUACUUAAUCGAAUAUGUGAGAACAAAAAAGUUAUUUCAGUUCACUUUUCUCUACCAUUUUAAUAAAUAUUUAAGUUUUUUUAAAAAUAGUUUCGUUCCGAAGAUGCCGUCCCAAAGAGGUGAACUUAUUCCAAAGCCUUUGUCAUGGUUUACAAAAUGAUGAUUGUAGUGAUAACGCUUCAGAUGAUAAAAAUAUUUGUUUGUUGGACUUCCAUGAUGAAUGUAAAAGUGAAUCAUAUCGUAGCACAAAUAUCCAAUCAAUCCU